AUGAGCAAGAAAAACCUGGCGAUUCUGUUACGGGCUAGAAUGAGGUCCAACGAUCCCACCAAACUUUCCCUCUCUCAAUUUCCUAAAGAGAUCCCAUCAAAUCCUCAAGAGAAUCAUUCUAGAGAUCACAUUGUGACAAAUCCAACUGAAGGAAGUGGAAAUUCCAGUGCUUUUGGUACCACAAGAAGGGUAUAUGAUGUAGUUUGUGAAACAAUGCACUCAGCUAUCUCAGCGAGUAAAACCGGUGUUUCGGACAUUACUCUUAAUGAUUUUCAAGAGGGUUAUUUAAGCCUUUCGCUUGAAGACCGUGAGAAACUGCUGGUUUUAUUAGCCAAAGAAUAUGAUGUUAACCGGGAGCAAGUCCGAAAACUUGUUAAGCAAUAUCUCGGACUUGAAACUCCAGACAGUGUCGAUGAAGAACUUAGUUCUCCGAAGAAGGAAGCUUUAGCUUCAGUUUUCUAUCGCAUUGAGUGGAAUCUUAGACAUUCUCUUAAGCCAACAUAUGAAAUUCUAUUUGAGAGGUUGAAUACACAUCCAGGAGGGUUGAGAUUUUUGUCCAUCCUCCGUGCUGAUCUUCUAUCAAUGCUCACAAAAGAAAACACGCCGUCUUUGCGAACAUUAGAUUCCUAUCUAAAGGAGAAACUUGGUAUGUGGCUUAGUCCUGCCACUUUAGAGCUUCAUCAGAUUACUUGGGAUGAUCCUGCUUCAUUACUUGAGAAAAUUGUUGCAUACGAGGCGGUGCAUCCUAUCAGCAACCUCUUGGAUCUUAAAAGAAGAUUGGGUAUUGGCCGUCGAUGCUUUGGAUAUUUUCAUCCAGCUAUUCCUGGUGAGCCACUUAUUUUUAUCGAAGUUGCUCUUAUGGAAACCAUUGCUCAGACAAUUCAGGAAGUUUUAUGGGACAAUCCUCCCAUUCCAGAGAACCAAGCAACAUGCGCAUUAUUUUACUCGAUUUCUUCAACUCAGCCUGGCUUGGCUGGGAUAAACCUCGGGAAAUUUCUGAUCAAACGAGUGAUUAAGUUGGUGAAAAAAGACAUGCCACAUGUUUCUACAUUUGUAACACUUAGCCCCAUUCCUGGAUUCAUGCAAUGGCUCCUCUCAAAGUUAUCAUCUCAGUCGAAAUUUGCUGCAGAUGAACGCAGUACACAGAGUACUUCGCCUUCAUCUACUUUUAGCGAGAAUGUAUUGCUACCAGAAGAGGAACAAGCUCUGAUGAGUCUAUCAGACGAUUCUUCUUCCGGUGAUCACGGCAUGGAAGUUCUACUGAAUUUGCUAUCAGUAACGAACUGCGAUUGGGCUACUUCGCCUCGUAUAUUGCCAGUUUUAGAACCUAUUCUUAUGCGGUUAUGUGCUAGGUACCUCUUGCAAGAGAAGAAGAGAGGAAAAGCAUUAGACUCUGUUGCUAACUUCCACUUGCAAAAUGGAGCGAUGGUUGAAAGAAUAAAUUGGAUGGCGGAUCGAUCAGAGAAAGGGGUUCAUCAAAGUGCAGGCAUUAUGGUUAACUAUGUCUAUAGGUUAGAGAAUAUCGAAGACUAUUCUCAAUCGUAUUUUGCGUCGGGAAAAAUCCAUGCCUCUCCUGGUCUCCAUCCCCGUCUCUAA
Molecule: messenger RNA, 1596 nt
Organism: Arabis nemorensis
Lineage: Eukaryota; Viridiplantae; Streptophyta; Magnoliopsida; Brassicales; Brassicaceae
Source: the annotation of a GenBank genome assembly